Paramecium pentaurelia is the source of this 1399-nucleotide messenger RNA. The record is from the annotation of a GenBank genome assembly. Lineage: Eukaryota; Ciliophora; Oligohymenophorea; Peniculida; Parameciidae.
AUGAAUGCUCCAUUCCCAGAAAAGAUGAUAGAGAAAUUUGUAUAGUUUAUUAUGUUAACUCUUUAUAGAAUAAAUAAAUGGAAGUAUUUGUAAAACAUGAAGAAUUACUUUAGAAAUAGAGACAAGCAUAUGAGUAAAAACUUAAUAAUAUAUUUGAUCGAAAUUUGCAACUGGAAGAGAAGGAUAGAAGUAUGCAUGAAUAAGUACCCAUUGAUUCAAAUAGAUCUUAUCAUCAAGAUACUAAAAUGAAUAAUAGAAAAUAUAGUAGGAGAAGUUUAAAUAAUUACAAUAAUUAUAGAAACAAAAGAAAGAUAAAAAAUAAGCAGCUAAUGAAUUAUGGUAAUAAGAACAGAAAUAAAAUGAAAAAGAAAUAUAAUAGAAAUUGUUUGAAAUUCAAUAAAAGAUAAAAUAUGAAGAAUUCAAAAGGAAGACAGAUGAUUUGAUGACUUAAUUAGAUAAUAAUUUAAGGAAACUUAAUUUACAUUAUCUUGAGAAACAAGAGAAGAAAGAGAAAUAUUUAAAUGAUUUCAUAAAUUAGAAGUAAUAGACUUUGAAUACAUCAAUGUAAAUUACUGAAUCUCAUCACUAAAAUGUUUAUUCAAAUUAUUAAUAAUAAAUGAAGAGAAUUUAGGAAGUAAUUAACAUUUUUAAUGUUAGAUUUGUUAAUUGAAAUUGAAACAAUAUUAAAGUAAAAUUAAAUAAAUUAAUCAAUAAAAACUAUCCUAAAUUGAUUUACUUAAUUAGAAGGCAUAACAAAAUUCUGAACAUUAAGAAAAUAUUAAAUAUAAAUCAUAUUAGAUUUAUUAAAACAAAUUAUCAAAAUUAUAAAAUAAGAUGAAUUAUUUUUAAGAUAAGAUCAAUUAAAUUGAAAAGAAAAGAUUACAAUAAUUAUAAAUGAAUUAUUUAUAAGAAUAAGAUAUGAAUCAAAAGAGAAAUGAUGUUAGAGCAAAAUCUGAAAAUAUUUAUAGAAAUAAAUCUAUAAAUAUUUUGAAUAAAUAAUUAGAAAAAGAUAAAUCAUUUUAAUUUGUUCAAUAAUAGAAUUAAAUGGAAUUAUAAUAGAAAUUACAAAGAUUAAAUUAAAAAUGGUAAAUAUAAUAGAACUAAGUUUAAAAAGCAGAUUAAUUGAAAUAAUCUUACUUCUCAUCAUUAGAAUAAAAGAUUACUUAAAGAGAUUAAAGAUUAUAAGAUUAAAUGUAAUUUAAUUAUAUUUAAUAACUAUAGAUAAAAUAAAUUAGAUAUUCAAAAAAGAAGAUUAAAAGUAAUUGAAGAUAUGGAAAGAUAAAAAAGAGAUUUAUUAUUUAAAUUAGAAUAAGACAAAGUUCCAUUUACAAAUACAUCUGAAAUGAAAUAUUUGUAUAGCACACCAAAAUAAUAGUAAUCUAAAUUGUUUAUUACAUGA